Penaeus monodon (black tiger shrimp) is the source of this 3080-nucleotide messenger RNA. RefSeq names its product rho-related BTB domain-containing protein 1-like (gene RhoBTB). Gene Ontology annotation, molecular function: protein binding; GTPase activity; GTP binding. NCBI's taxonomy places the organism in Eukaryota, Metazoa, Arthropoda, Malacostraca, Decapoda, Penaeidae. The record is from RefSeq and is a predicted model, not a curated record. Gene Ontology annotation, biological process: small GTPase-mediated signal transduction.
AGUCUGCCACCUCAGUCUGCCUCUGACACUGUGAGAGGAAGCAUCCCUCUCUGGCACUCUCGGCGACCUCUGGUCACGCACACACUAGUCGUGUUGUUUAUGUAAAGCUUCCCUCCCUCUGCCCUUCCCUUCCUGUCGUUUCUCCUUUGUCUCCGCAAGGCAGUCGUAGUGCUCUAGUUUUUAUACCUGAUGACGGACUCCGUGGUGAACGAGUGAUCAGUAUCGAUUCCGAGAUUUUCCCGUGGGAAAAAAAGAGGUUUUAAAUCACAAACCCAUAAUUACAAGACUUCUGGAUUUACACUGUCACUAUGUACGAGUAGCGGAUGAGGAUUCUCGUUGAGGCAUGCCUGUGAUAAUGGGUGUGGACCAUGGAUAAUGAACAGCCGCAUCAGGAACUGGUGAAAUGUGUGGUUGUGGGAGACACAGCGGUGGGCAAGACCCGCCUUAUCUGCGCUCGGGCCUACAACAAGCAGUUCUCUCUCUCACAGCUGCUCAACACACAUGUGCCCACAGUCUUUGCCAUCGACCAGUACAGGAUAUACAAGGAGGUUUUGGAACGGUCUUGUGUGGUAGUUGACGGUGUGAAUGUCUCCCUACGAUUAUGGGACACCUUUGGGGACCAUGACAAAGACCGACGUUUUGCCUACGGCAGGUCAGAUGUGGUGCUGCUAUGUUUCUCCGUGGCAAACCCAGUGUCUCUGCGAAACUGCCGGGUCAUGUGGUACCCAGAGAUCCGGCGUUUCUGCCCCAACACUCCAAUCCUCCUCGUGGGCUGCAAGAAUGACCUUAGAUAUAUUUGUAAAGAUGAGCAGUACUUGAGUUAUUGUCGAGACAGGUCGCCUCUCGUUAGACCAGUCCGGGAGUGUGACCUGGUCAUGCCAUGUGAGGGAAGAGCAGUUGCCCGUGAGAUUGGCGUAGAAUACUAUGAGACAUCGGUGCUUACUUACUUUGGGGUAAAUGAGAUAUUUGACAAUGUGAUUCGAGCCGCCCUCAUAUCCCGGAGACAACAGCGCUUCUGGAUGACCAACCUCAAGCGCGUCCAGAGACCUAUGUUACAGGUGCCUUUCUGCCCGCCCAAGCCCAAGGUUCAGGAUCCUUCUACUGUUGGGAGCACAUUGCGUGAGGAUUUCCACUGUCUUCUCACAAGCGCUGCCUUCACAGACCUGGUGCUGGUUGCUGGAGGUGGACCCACGGCUGGGGGCACCAUUGUCCAUGCUCAUAGGUUUUUGGUGGCCUCUGCAUCAACUGCCUUCCAUAAGCUGCUCAUGACUGACCUCUCUGACUGUGUUACUACACGCCGCAGCUCAGAUUCGAGCAUGUUGAGUGGAACAUUUGGUGAUACCAACCUUGGGAACUUCAACUCUGAUACUGAAUGUCUCCUUGGUAAUGAUCAUAGUCUGCAACGCCCAGCAAGGUUCGUAUUAAAAGCUGUUUCUUCAUCCAGUCGCCUUCGGGAGGCUGUAAAGAGGAGAUCAAGUAUGCAGACUUUACCCCAAGAACAACACCCGGGUAUUCACAGAGAACUUAACCAUGCAGCCUUCCAAGCCAUUAGUAUAGAACAAUGGGAUGACAGAGGUAGUGACAGAAAUUCCUCAGAUCGUAGCCCACGCCAGUCCCCAGCCUGGGUCCCAGUUCAGACAGUAGUGCAACUCAGUAAGCUAGUGAGCAAUUCUGCUUUACGUAUUAUUGUACAUUUCCUCUACACGGGCACAAUCUUUUGCCGUGAAUGCCAUCUGCCAACAGUGGAGCUUAGCGAACUGAAACAAGCAGCAGAGUUCUUAGAAUUGCCUGAACUCCAGACAUAUGUCACCAACCUAAUGAACAAGGAGGAGUUCCUCAAUAACGACCUCUCUCAGCAGUACCUGCAGAUGUUGUGUGGUCGACUAAAGGAGCUGUGCUUAGAAGGUGGACUCUUCUCAGAUGUCCUUUUCCAGUUAGAAGAUGGCACAGCCUCUGUCCACAGACCUCUGCUCAUGUCACGCUGUGAUAUGAUGCAUGCCAUGUUCUCUGGAGACUUCAGAGAAAGCAAUGCCAAAGUGAUUACCUUCCCGGGUGUAAAGCUCAGAACGUUCCAGGUCCUGUUACAGUACUUGUAUACUGACACUAUACCCACACUCAAGACCAGAGAAUGUCUUCCCAUUGUGGAGCUGGGCAACCGCUUGUGUCUUCCUCGUCUCAUAUCAUUGGUCGAAAACGAGAUCAUUGAUCUUUUUCAGCGAGUGAUACAGGCCGGCGGUGAUGUCAGUGAGGAUUGCAUCUACCUUCUUGAGCCAUUGCAGAUGCACAAUGCUCAUCAGCUAGUGGAGUGGUGCCUCACAUGUAUGGCAACAAACUACAACCACGUCUGUAACAAGCAUGCAAAGCAAUUGCGUUCACUCCACCCAGAAAAUCAAGCAUAUUUGAAUAGACAUCGAUGGCCUCCUGUCUGGUACCUCAAAGACUAUGAUUAUUAUGAGAGGUGUUUAGUUGAGCGACAGCGAGAAGAAAAUCCCAUUAAACCCCUGAAGAGGUCUCGGAACACUGCUGGCUGUCUGUGCUUCACAUCCAAGAGCCGCAGGAACGCAGAGAAACAAAACUAUCGCACAAUAAGGGCCACGGACACCUUUAGCCUGUUGCGUGCGUCUUUGAGAAGGAUCAGGAGAUGGAGCCCUGCCAGCUAGUGGGACAGACAGGCAGGAGUCUGUCACAGCCUUCAACAAAUUCUUUUGUUACUGCUCGGCCUUGUUUUUCAUCAGUAUGCAUUUGGCCAAUGCUAUGUGUAUUUUUUUUCUAUGAUUGAAUUUUUGUACUCCAGUGUGUAUUGGAGGCACGGCUUUUUAUUAUGACAAUAAACCAUAGUUUGUAUGUUAACACAGUGAUUAUCAGAUCAUUACUAAUCACAUGAGUCAUUUAACUUUAAGUAUUAGACACAAUUAAUAGCCAUGAUAGGCAUUUCUGUGUAAACCAAACCCCAAAGUACAAGUGAUUCAUCACCAAAGGUAAAAGAUUUGUCAUUUAAUCAUUAUCAUUUUUUCAUAAUGCAUUGUUGUCUUAGUAAUAUUAACUGAAUAUGGCACAUCAUAUAUCAAGUACUGUUUUGU